Molecule: messenger RNA, 364 nt
Organism: Merops nubicus (carmine bee-eater)
Lineage: Eukaryota; Metazoa; Chordata; Aves; Coraciiformes; Meropidae
Product: phospholipase D1-like
Exons: 4
Biological process (GO): cell motility; regulation of microvillus assembly
Source: RefSeq, a predicted model, not a curated record
GUGAUCCGCUCUGCUGCUGACUGGUCGGCCGGCAUUAAAUACCACGAGGAGUCCAUCCACACUGCCUAUGUCAACGUGAUAGAAAACAGCAAGCACUACAUAUAUAUAGAAAACCAGUUUUUUAUUAGCUGUGCUGAUGACAAAGUUGUCUGGAACAAGAUCGGCGAUGCAAUUGCUCAGAGGAUUCUUAAAGCUCACAGGGAGAACAAGCGUUUCCGAGUGUACGUGGUGAUCCCGCUGCUGCCGGGCUUUGAAGGGGACAUCUCCACGGGCGGGGGCAACGCGCUGCAGGCCAUAAUGCACUUCAACUACAGGACCAUGUGCCGAGGAGAAAACUCCAUCCUGGGCCAGCUAAAGACAGAAG